GCGUGGAGGCAACGGGAAAAUAGACACGCCAUAGAGAUGAUCGAGAAAGAGCAGCGCGAGGUCGAGAGGCGGCCCAUCACCAAAAUCACACACAAAGGAGAGAUCGAGAUUGAGAACCAGAACCAGGAGCCCCUCAAGGCCCCUGAUGCCAUGGAACUGGAGCCUGAGCCUGCUCCCAAGGUUCCGGAAGAGCCCGAGGAGAAGCCUGUGGUGGUGGAGGCGGAGCCUGUGAAGGACACUAAAGACACCACCAGCCUGCACAAGUCUCACCUCUUCGAUCUCAAUUGCAAGAUAUGCACUGGUAAGAGGCGGUCUUAUUGUACUGGUAAGAGGCGGUCUUAUUGUACUGGUGAGAGGCACUCUUAUUUUACUGGUAAGAAGCAGCUUUAUUGCAUUGGUAAGAGUCUGUAUUCAUAGGCAGUUUUUGCAUUGGGCAAGGUCUGUUAAUUGCCCAGGGACUCAUCGUAGGAUUACAGCAUUUCUGUUUUCGAUUUCGAGUAUUACUUAAUAACUUGAGGGGUGCCUCAAAAUGUUUCUUUGC
This is a messenger RNA of Engraulis encrasicolus (European anchovy), 541 nucleotides long. Its product is annotated as PHD finger protein 3-like. Bases 37 to 417 code for a protein of 126 amino acids. NCBI's taxonomy places the organism in Eukaryota, Metazoa, Chordata, Actinopteri, Clupeiformes, Engraulidae. The transcript is spliced from 3 exons. The record is from RefSeq and is a predicted model, not a curated record.